ACGGUUGUUACUUUUUUUGAGGCUUUGUUAUGGUUUCCCAAUUUUGUUUACAACAGCUUUUAGAUUUAUGAAAUGUUAUCCAAGGGUUAAAAUUAAACAACAAUUGUUCUAGUUUUACUUUUUUAUAUUGCAAACACUUCAAAUUCUGUACGAUAAAAUAUUGAAUUCUGUUUCAAACAACAAAUUUUCUUUUAAACAAGAUAUUUUAAUCACAAAAGACGAAAUGAGUGAUUAUCCAGACCCUGAAGAGGAAUAUGAGCUCAUGUAUGCGGAUGAUCUAGAGUUGCUACGUGAAAUGGAUGAUGAUAAUGAUACAAAUCCAGUGAGAAAAAAAACAAAUCCCGCCAAACGAAGUCUUGACUUUUCUGGUCCAAUCGCUGCAAAAUCUUCCUCACUUAUACCAAAUAAUGCUACAGAUAAUAAUCAAAACCCUAAUAAUUCGUUAAGUUUGUCACAAAGUUUACAACCGUUAGAAGACCUACUAACUCAAGAAAAUACAUCAAAUGGGGGAGAAGACAUACUCACACAAAUUAAUGAAAAUCUGUCAAACAAAAGAACAGCUGAAGACUUGUUUGGUGAUAUUAAUGACAUAGAUUUUGAUAAUUUGGAAUUGCCAAGUAAAAGACAAAAGACAGAUGAAGAAAAUGAUAUGGAUUUGAUAAAUAAGAUUCUUGAGGGUAGAAAGAUUAGGCAAAUGUUGGCAGAACCUAGUAAAGGCUACAUUGAUAAGAAACCAAAUUUUGAUGUUAAAGAUAAUUUAACAAGGAAUAUACCAAGAUGGCCGUUUGUUCCCUUUACCAAAUGGGAUGGAGACAGAGUGUAUGUCCGCUUGGAGUCAGAAGAGUCAUGGGAAGAAUCUCUUGAUAGAGUUACAGAGAAGUUGACUCUACAGGCUACUUAUGCUGCCACUUGGGAAGAGGCUAGAAAGAUUUUAGAAGCAAAGAAUCAACAAAAGGAAUCCAACGAAUUGGUACAAGAAACAACAACUAAUGACAGCGAAACAACUGACAGUGAAAUGAGUGAUCUUUGGGUUGAGAGAUAUCGUCCCAAGUCAUACAUUGAUCUAUUGUCUGAGGAGCCAGUCAACAGAGCUUUGUUGCAUUGGUUGCAUUUGUGGGAUAAGGCAGUUUUUAAAAAAGACGUUAAAACAAAAGAGCCACAGCAUCGCAACACGUUCAGCAAGCGUACGGGCCAGUUCCAGCUCAGCAAUAAAUGGAAAGGCAAGAAAGAAAACGAACCGGAAGUAGACGAUGAUGGCCGACCGCAUCAUAAAGUGGCUCUUCUUUGCGGGCCUCCCGGUGUUGGAAAAACUACGUUAGCGCAUUUAUUGGCUAGACUUGCAGGUUACAGGCCAGUGGAACUGAACGCUUCGGACGAGAGAAGCACAGAAGCGUUUCAGACGGCGUUACAGAGCGCAACACUCAUGAGGUCCGUACUCGAUGCUGAUAGAAGACCCAACUGUCUCAUACUAGAUGAAAUAGACGGUGCCCCGAUACAGACAGUGGAGUUGUUAGUCAAAUGGUGUACGGCCGCCGCCAGCAAGAAGGAAGACGGCAAAAAGAAGACCAAGGCGCAACCGCUGAAAAGACCCGUCAUCGCUAUAUGCAACGAUUUGUACGCUACGUCUUUGAGGCCGCUGCGGCCAGUAUCCCUGAUAGUGACAGUUGGAUCAAUAACCUCAGCCCGUUUAGCAGCGCGGUUGUCUAUAGUGGCGAAAUGUGAGAAACUGCGCAUAAACCCGCGUGUGCUGUCGGCCUUAGCUGCGCGUGCGCAGGGCGAUAUCAGAGCCGCUCUGCACGUGUUAAGUUUUCUCAAAGCCAGGGCUAAAGCGCAGGUGAACAUAGAGGAUGUAGAGAACGCGUCAAUCGGCACCAAAGACAACGCCAAAAGUAUAAUGCAGGCGUUGCAAGCGUUAUUCACUGUCACAGAUACCGAUCCAAAUGCGAUCCUUAAGACUAUACAAGCGGCCGGUGAAUAUGACAGAUUAAUAGACGGCAUUUUCGAGAACUACCUCACAGUCCGCAGUGACUCGAGGCUGCUUAUAGCCAGCGAGACGAUGUCGUGGCUGCGGCUGUACGACACGAUAAACAGCUGGAUACUACGUCACCAGAACUACUCGCUGUAUUCCAUGCUGCCGAUAUGUGUAGCCAGGUGUCACAGUAUACUGGCUACCAGGCAGCCAGUCAAACUGAGAUUUCCUAUGCAAGGACAGGAGAUGUUUCGAAAGAAGACUGAACUAGAUAGCAUAGUUUGGUCGGUCUGGCGUGGCAGUACUGCCAGCGUGGCCACGACCCGCUCAGCUUUACGCUUGGACAUACUGCCCUUACUGCCGUACUUAUUAUCACCCGUCCUACGAUCUGCUAAUAUACAGCUAUGCAGUGAAACCGAGCGUAAAUCACUAGCGACUUGCGCGGGCGCAAUGUGCGACUACGGCCUCCAGUACAUACAGCAACGCACGCCGGAAGGGCUGUACGCCUUCGUGUUGGAGCCCGAUGUGUAUAAAGUUGCGUUUUUCGGCAACGAAGACUGCGUACGGCCGCCGCCUGCGGUGCGUCAAGCGAUCGCAAGAGAACAACAGUUGGAAGUUAUAAGGAGAAACGAUGAAAUGAUGAGCCGCAUGAGCAGUCGAAGUAAAAGCAGUCAAGCGGCGACCUCAAAGCCGAAACUUGACACAAAAGAUACAGCUGCCAGGGAAGUAAAGGAGAUGCGAAUUCCAAACCACCUACAGCGGCUCCAACCAAAAGCGGUGCAGAAAAUAACUCCACAAGUACAAAAAGAUUUUUUCGGGCGGAUUGUUCCUGUAGCUCAAGUACAGAAACAAGACGCAGUGUCAGACGUGAUAUCUUCCAGCAGUGUUUUCUACCAGUACCGGGAGGGCUUCAACAACGCGGUGCGACGUAACGUUCGGAUGCGCGAUUUGUUUUAAGACUGGCUCAGCUGGCCCGUGUCCUUCCAAAGGGCACCGCCAUCGCUUAAAGCAGCAUUAUUUUAAUAUUUAUUACGCUAAAGUUUCAGAAUAAAUGUAUUAUGUUCCAUAUUGUUUGGGCAUCAAGGCUGUCAUAUUAAAAUAAUACUGUUUCAUGAGACCCUAGUAAGUAAUUGAAUACCCCUUUUCCAAUAGGAGUUUUAAAAAAACUCAUAUUGGCGCAUCGUUACAAUUCGUUUUUAAUAUGUUUGAAAUUGGAAAGCAAUGGUUUGAGGAGCUAUUAAGCUCAGUACUUUUUUAUAUUUGUAAGUGCUUUUGAAAUGAAGUAUAAAAUAACUUUCGUUUCUUUUGUACAAUAUAUUUAUUACAAAGAGA
This is a messenger RNA of Pararge aegeria (speckled wood butterfly), 3301 nucleotides long. It is a transcript of the gene cutlet, whose product is annotated as chromosome transmission fidelity protein 18 homolog. The coding region runs from base 224 to 2926 and encodes 900 amino acids. The record is from RefSeq and is a predicted model, not a curated record. Lineage: Eukaryota; Metazoa; Arthropoda; Insecta; Lepidoptera; Nymphalidae. The transcript has 16 exons. Gene Ontology annotation, molecular function: ATP binding; ATP hydrolysis activity.